AACAACUUUUGGCAGCGGCACGAUCUAACGGUUCGUCGCGCUGCGACUAGUUUUCGGGACCCGCCAGCUGCACGAGCCCGCGCUCCGAUGUCCCGUAAUUGCCUCGCCGCUCGGGCACUCCUCCGCGGACUGUCGGCGCAACGAUUUUUCCGCAAUCAUGCGAGAAUCAACUUACAAAUCUCAUGGAACUUGAGCUCCCGCCGCGACCCCGUGCCACAACACUGAAUACAUUCGCGAUGUUACGUUGGUUACUUUGAAUCGAUUACGACAGUGAAGUUGUACAGGAAGAAGUCUCUUCGACGCGCGGAAUGAUGUUUCCGUGACGAGGAUCCACGCUAACUGACAGUGACAAAUCGCAGUGUCCGCGUGCAGUGUUCAGAAAAAACGAAACGAGCCGAGUUUCAUGGACGCAACCCUGAAGCAUGUCCUGCAAGAAUCGCGUCAGCGUGACCUCGCGCAUUCUGGGAACGACCAGGCGGCUGAUCUCGCGUGUGGCGAACCAGGCGCUUACCGUUUCGCCACAGCCGGCAGUAACGGUGGAGGGGCCGGUGUCCAAAAUGUCUCCACCAACGAACGACGUGACCAAUGGUGUGGUUGCGCCAGCCAACACCCUGGCGCCCCGGGUUUCGCCGACUACGAACCCGGCCCUUACCACCAUCAACCCGCCAACGCACAAGCGAACUCCGAAGGACUUCAUCUUUGGCAAGGUGAUCGGCGAGGGUAGCUUCUCCACCGUUUACCUCGCCAAGGACAUCCACACCAGCAAGGAGUACGCGAUCAAAGUGUGCGACAAGCGUCACAUCAUCAAGGAGAAGAAGACCGAGUACGUGAAGCGGGAGAAGGAAGUGCUGAACAUGCUCGCGGGCGCGAAACACUCGUUCGUGCGCUUGUUCUGUACGUUCCAAGACGUCGAGAGACUCUAUUUUGUCCUAUCCUACGCGAAGAACGGUGAGCUGCUGCCCUACAUCAACAAGGUCGGCUCCUUCGACAUCGAGUGCACCAAAUUCUACUCGGCGGAGAUCCUCCGUGGCCUCGAGUACCUGCACGGUCUCGGGAUCAUACACCGGGAUCUCAAGCCGGAGAACAUUUUGCUGGACGAGAAAAUGCACGUGCUCAUCACCGACUUCGGUAGCGCGAAGAUCCUCAAGGACCCAGAGACGGCGUUGACGCAUACCACCACGGACGACCUGCAACAGCAGCAGCAACAACAGCAGCAGCAUUACAGAAGAGAACGUAGGGGCUCGUUCGUUGGUACCGCCCAAUACGUGUCCCCGGAACUCUUAACCGACAAGACAGCGAGCAGAGCCUCCGAUCUCUGGGCCCUCGGCUGCAUAGUCUACCAGAUGGUCGCCGGCCUGCCACCGUUCCGCUCCAGGAGCGAGUACAUGAUUUUCCAAAAGAUCCUGAGGCUCGAGUACGAGAUACCCGACGGCUUCUGCGAGCUGGCGAGAUCGUUGGUCAGCCAGCUGUUGGUGCUCGUGCCGAGCAAGAGGCUGGGCGCCCAGGACGAGCAUGGCGCCGGGUACCCUAGCAUCAGGGCGCACCCAUUCUUCGAGGGCGUCGACUUCGAGACCCUCCACGAGCAGACACCGCCGCCGAUCUACCCCUACCUGCCUGGCACGUCGGAACACGAAGAGCUCAGGUCGCAGUACAGGGUUCCCGAUCACCUGGAGCCCGGCCUCGACGAUAAACAGCUGACCAGGUUGCUCGGUUUGGGUAUCGGCGAGGACGACGACGACGACGACGACGACGAGGACGUGACCACCGAGCGUGAGAAGCCCGCGCCGACCAAUACGGUCGUCGAGAAGCAGUCGAGGAGACGGACGACGGACGCCGAUGGUAACAUCGCCGACCUGACGCCAGACGAGAUCAGGAACCGGCUGGAGAAGCAGCACACCUCCAACCAGUGGGACGUGUUCGUCGAGGGUAACCUGAUACUCAAGCAGGGAUUCGUCAACAAGAGGAAAGGCCUCUUCGCCAGACGGAGGAUGCUGCUGCUUACCACCGGGCCACACCUAUACUACGUCGAUCCUGUGAACAUGGUGCUCAAGGGUGAGAUACCCUGGAGCCCGGAGCUAAGGGUCGAGCCGAAGAGUUUCAAGAUCUUCUUCGUCCACACACCAAACAGAACCUACUAUCUCGAAGAUCCCGAGGGAUUCGCGUUGGAGUGGUGUAGAGCAAUCGAGAACAUGCGAGUCCACUACUACGGCCUGCAGGAGACCACAGCGUAAACAAAGAAGACUGAAAACACUGAUGAUGAUGAUCGCUUUUCACGGAUGUAGAGAGAAGGACGAACGAGGAGGAAGAAGGAUAGAGAAAGAAUGAGGAAAAGGUUUUCAUCCUGUGUAGACUAUGCAAAACCGUGAAGGUCCGCGGGGCGCGACGAGAGAUGACCGCUGUUCGCGUGGCCAGGGGCUGGCGAUUCCAAGUAGAUGAUUCGAAUUUAGGGUAAUCGUGACACUCGUCGUUAAGGAUGAUACGUUUUCUAGGGUAUAAGCUUAGCGUUCGUCGCGAUCGAGACGUGUUCUGUACAGCUUUAGGAGGAAAUUUUCUAGGUAAACGAAUUUCAAAGUCAAACCCCCCUCCGAGGUGGUCGCGCGCGACUCGGAGGGGGUGGGUGGUGAAACCGUGUAUCGUGCAGUUACAGUUAAUCUCCGGUUACGUUCGUAGUUCUGUAUUUAUUGUCGACUGUCGGGGAACCUCGGUAGAGAGGCUGCACGUUCAUUCUAGCACGCGACACACACAACACACACACACACACGCGUACAUGCACACACAUACACAUAUACACAUAUGAAAAAUAGCGAAAAUUUUUAGACAAGGUUUUUUAAGCUGUGCGCAACCACAGUACGCGUGCUCGCGCGCGCUCGCUGGCUUGACACUCGCGAUCGAGGUCGCUCGGACAAGAGAAUUAUUUAUUAGUCCGCGUAUUUCGAAGAACAUCGUAAUCAAAAUUGAAAAGAAGGGGAAUAUUCGUAGGAAAAAUAAGUAUGGGAACCGGUCGACCGAAGUAACUCGAAACGCGACAAGACUAUACGAUCGCGAGAUUCGUUCAAGCAGCGUGCAAGCGGUUUUGUUCCAAAUAUAGCCAAAAUUGUAUAGCGAAUUGAUAAGACGAGACUUUAGAAGUCGGAACCGGCAGCGGUGAGAUACGCGUCCGCUGUCGGUUCCUGCUGGUCUAACCGUCAAUUUAUAUAGUCGAAGUCAACCAAAAAAUCUCCGGAAAAACGCGGUGGGGGACAACGUGUCGCUUUUGCAGCUUUAAAAGAAAAAAAUAGGGGGACCGUUUACGUCGCCUGGAAAAAGGGGGUCCUCGGGACGUUGCGCGUUGUCCCGGGCCCGUCCUUGCUCUCUUCAAGUUCUACAGUAUUCUUCUCUCGUUGUUCGUUGCCCCUUUCUCAUUGGAACUUUGUAAAUAUUAGAUCGAUUUCCAUCGAAGAGCAGGCUUCGUAAGUCGCCCGACUAAUUGUAUAAAAUAGUGUUCUAUAUAGUUAGAUAGGUUUAUAGAUAGAGUAUAUUCGUAGGUACAAAAAUCGUUGUCCAACCACGGUUUUUCUCCGCGCGCGCGCGUGUCAACACACUGUUUUUUUCUUCUUAGUCCUGAUUCUCGCGAUCGCCCAGCCCCCUGGCCUCCGCGGACUCGAAUCGAACAACCAGCGUGAGUGUGUGCGUGCGUGUGCGUGUGUAUACAGCCGGGAACUGGAAGAACCGCGCGACCAUCUUUUCGAUCGUGAUCGAAGGAGAGAUUUCAACGACUUUUUUUCUCGAUGAACGCGGGAAAAGAUACGUCUGUUGUAUAACAAGGAAGCGGCGGAAAAGAAAUUAGACACACAAUGACCGUUGCGCACCAUGAAUUAUUAGAUCGGAGAUGUCCACGGGUAGAGCCAAGUUUCGCGCGCCCGUUGCCGGUUCGUAUUUAGAGCGAAACUCCGGCUACCUUGAUAGCUCAUUCGGGCAAACCAUAAGUUCACGCGUAAUCUGGUAUAAAACAAAACAGUAAUGUUUUAGCGUUCAUGAUACCAUCGGCCUCUUAGAGGUAACGUCUCUACCCCAAAGUGCAUCGCAUGGCAUAAAUGAACACACCAAAACUAAAUGUAACAGGCAUUGACGCACUUAUUCCGGUUAAACUUCAAAUUUUAAAGUUUAUGCAGAGAAUAUGGAAAUUGCCGUUCGUCUCUUACAAGAUCCCGGGAUUACCGACGUUUUAUUCAGCAAUUCUUAGGAACUUCUUGAAUUCUUUCCACGCAGAACCGCGAAUAUUUCUUUCGAAAGUUCGUUUCGAAGCCGAAUAAGUGCGCGAAAUUCGUAACACGUAAACGUUAUAUUUCUAUUCGUUUCUUUUUUAAAAGGCACAACGGAUCGAGCUUACGCGAAUUCGAUUAAGCAGUUCGAUUGGCUUGAAGCGAUACAUUAUUAUUGUUUCGAUUUCUUCUGGGAACACACGUUGGAGCUUCGCGACACCGGCAAAGCGCGGUGAAGGAGCUUCUCCAGCUCCGGAGCUUGGCUCGGACAUGCUCGGGAUAGGUAGAUAGAUGAUAGAGAAUUAAAAGGAUAGCUUUAAGAGACGUAGUACCCCGUUUAGAUGCGAAAUUAUACACGCGUAACACUAAGACCACACGUACACGUUACACACUUAAGCACAUUCAUCGCUCGCGUUUCGAACUAUCGUCGUUAUCAUUCUUACUAUUAGUAUAAUUUCUCUAGGGUUUAGUGCCGCCGCUACGAUUAUAUCGUUAACGUUCUAUUGUUAUUAACUAUUUCGCCGUGUAUUACCGAUAUAAGUAUUUACAACCCCUCGUAAUAUUCUCGACGCGUUAUUUAAGCGAUUUUUCCGUUCAC
Nomia melanderi (Alkali bee) is the source of this 4839-nucleotide messenger RNA. It is a transcript of the gene Pdk1, whose product is annotated as Phosphoinositide-dependent kinase 1. Gene Ontology annotation, molecular function: protein serine/threonine kinase activity; ATP binding. Gene Ontology annotation, biological process: intracellular signal transduction; peptidyl-serine phosphorylation. The record is from RefSeq and is a predicted model, not a curated record. NCBI's taxonomy places the organism in Eukaryota, Metazoa, Arthropoda, Insecta, Hymenoptera, Halictidae.